This is a messenger RNA of Saccostrea cuccullata (small rock oyster), 3627 nucleotides long. RefSeq lists its product as uncharacterized. The annotation marks the transcript as partial. Lineage: Eukaryota; Metazoa; Mollusca; Bivalvia; Ostreida; Ostreidae. The transcript has 12 exons. The record is from RefSeq and is a predicted model, not a curated record.
UAACUCUUUCAAUCAACUACACAUCCGCUUCCAUCGUCACCUCAGUAGUAUGGGAGAAAUGGAACUCAUCAGUAAUAGUUCAACCAAUCGAUAUAGAAAACGAUGAACGAUAUAUCGGGGGGACCAUCAACUCCCCGUCACUUGCUAUCAUCAAUAUAUCUAUAGAAGACGAUUCCACACAUUAUCGAUGCAAGUUAACAAAUAUGGAAGGAGAAAGCAGCCGCAGCUUCUAUAUACGUGUUAAACCAUGGCUUCCUUCAAUAUCAACGGGGCAAUUGCAUUUUAACCCCGAGAGGGGAACGAAUGUAACUCUUUCAAUCAACUACACAUCAGCUUCCAUCGUCACCUCAGUAGUAUGGGAGAAAUGGAACUCAUCAGUAAUAGUUCCUAAACCAAUCAAUCUAGUAAACGAUGAACGAUAUUUCGGGGGGACCAUCGACUCCCCGUCACUUGUUAUUACCAAUAUAUCAUUGGAGGACGAUUCCACGUAUUAUCGAUGCAAGGUUACAAAUAUGGAAGGAGAGAAAGACAGCAACCUUUUCAAUAUACGUGUCAAACGAUGGCUCCCUUCAAUAUCAACUGGACAGUGGUAUUUUAAGCAAGAGAGAGGAACAAAUGUAACUCUUUCACUCAACUACACAUCAGCUUCCAUUGUCACCUCAAUAGUGUGGGAGAAAUGGAACUCAUCAGUAGUAGUUCCUAAACCUAUCGAUAUAGAAAACGAAGAACGAUAUAUCGGGGGGACCAUCGACUCCCCGUCACUUGUUAUCAUCAAUAUAUCUAUAGAGGAUGACUCCACGCAUUAUCGAUGCAAGGUUACAAAUAUGGACGGAGAGAAAAGCAGUGGCAGCUUCUAUAUACGUGUUAAACCAUGGCUUCCUACAAUAUCAACGGGGCAAUUACACUUUAACCAAGAGAGAGGAACGAAUGUAACUCUUUCACUCAACUACACAUCAGCUUCCAUCGUCACCUCAGUAGUAUGGGAGAAAUGGAACUUAUCGAUAAUUGUUCCUAAACCAAUCGAUAUAGAAAACGAUGAACGAUAUAUCGGGGGAACCAUCGACUCCCCGUCGCUUGUUAUAACGAAUAUAUCGUUGGAGGAUGAUUCCACGCUUUAUCGAUGCAAGGUUACAAAUAUGGAAGGAGAGAAAGACAGCAGCCUCUUCUACAUACGUGUUAAACUAUCUCCACCAUCCAUAGCAUUAUCUUCAAAAUAUCAUGUCAAUAUGGGCGCAAAUAUUACGCUGGAGACGCAAGUCCAUUCCUUUAUGACAAUCACAAAUAUAACCUGGGAAAGAAAGAACAUCAGCACAUUCAAUUUCGAAAUCAUCGAUAUAUCGUCCGAUCAUCGAUACUCUGGGGGCGAUAUUAUGUUACCAUCUCUUUCUAUUUCAAAUAUUGCUCCAACAGAUAAGACUUAUUACCGUGUGAGUGUAACAAACGAUGAUGGCACAACAACUAAAGAGGUUUUCAUUGAUGUCCUCUUAAGUUUACCAUCCAUAUCGCUGAAUUCCAGAUACAGUGUUCAGUCUGGUGAAAACCUCACUCUUGAAACAAACAUCACAUCUGUUCUGCCUAUUACUAACGUGACGUGGGAAAGAAGAAACAGCAGCACUUACGCCUAUGAAAUUAUCGAUAUACUGUCCGAUAAUCGUUAUACUGGUGGAGAAAUUCUCUCACCAUCACUAACAAUUAUACACGUGGAUCUGACUGAUGAAACUUAUUAUCGUGUAAGAGCUACGAACGACGAAGGAACAACAACGACAACAGUUUACCUUGAUGUACUACCCCGGCUUCCUUCAAUAACAACUGGGCAAACAAAUUUUUACAUCGAGAAAGGAACAAAUGUAACUUUAUCACUCAACUACACAUCGGCUCUCAACGUCACCUCAGUCGUAUGGGAGAAAGGUAUCCCACCAAUGUUCUUUUAUGAACCAAUCGAUGUAUUAAACGAUGAAGGAUAUUAUGGGGGAACCAUCGAUUCUCCGUCACUUUUUAUUACCACUAUAUCGUUGGAGUAUGUUUACGCCUUCUAUCGAUGUAAGAUUUCAAAUUUGGAAGGAGAGAGCUACAGCAGCCACUUUCAUAUACGGGUUACGAAAUCUCCACCUUCGAUAUUACUAUCCUCGAGGUUUUAUGUUUAUACGGGAGCAAAUGUUACUCUAGAGACAGAAGUCAAUUCAUCUCUUGCAAUCACAAAUAUAACCUGGGAAAGGAGGAAUAUCAGCACACAUAUGUACGAAAUUAUCGAUAUAUCGUCCGAUCAUCGAUACUCUGGGGGCGAUAUUAUGUUACCCUCGCUUUCUAUAUCAGAUAUUGCUCCAACAGAUGAGACUUAUUACCGUGUUAGUGUAACAAACAAUGAUGGCACAACGACUAAAGAGGUUUACAUUGAUGUCGUGUUAAGUUCACCAUCCAUAUCGCUCAAUUCCAGAUACAGUGUUCUGUCCGGUGAAAACCUCACUCUUGAAACAAACAUCACAUCUGUUCUGCCUAUUACUAACGUGACGUGGGAAAGAAGAAACAGCAGCACUUACGUCUAUGAAAUUAUCGAUAUACUGUCCGAUAAUCGUUAUACUGGUGGAGAAAUUCUCUCACCAUCACUAACAAUUAUACACGUGGAUCUGACUGAUGAAACUUAUUAUCGUGUAAGAGCUACGAACGACGAAGGAACAACAACGACAACAGUUUACCUUGAUGUACUACCCCGGCUUCCUUCAAUAACAACUGGGCAAACAAAUUUUUACAUCGAGAAAGGAACAAAUGUAACUCUAUCACUCAACUACACAUCGGCUCUCAACGUCACCUCAGUCGUAUGGGAGAAAGGUAUCCCACCAAUGUUCUUUUAUGAACCAAUCGAUGUAUUGAACGAUGAAGGAUAUUAUGGGGGAACCAUCGAAUCUCCGUCACUUUUUAUUACCAGUAUAUCGUUGGAGUAUGUUUACGCCUUCUAUCGAUGUAAGAUUUCAAAUUUGGAAGGAGAGAGCUACAGCAGCCACUUUCAUAUACGGGUUACAAAAUCUCCACCUUCGAUAUUACUAUCCUCGAGGUAUUAUGUUUAUACGGGAGCAAAUGUUACUCUAGAGACAGAAGUCAAUUCAUCUCUUGCAAUCACAAAUAUAACCUGGGAGAGGAGGAAUAUCAGCACACAUAUGUACGAAAUUAUCGAUAUAUCGUCCGAUCAUCGAUACUCUGGGGGCGAUAUUAUGUUACCCUCGCUUUCUAUAUCAGAUAUUGCUCCAACAGAUGAGACUUAUUACCGUGUUAGUGUAACAAACAAUGGUGGCACAACGACUAAAGAGGUUUACAUUGAUGUCGUGUUAAGUUCACCAUCCAUAUCGCUCAAUUCCAGAUACAGUGUUCUGUCCGGUGAAAACCUCACUCUUGAAACAAACAUUACAUCUGUUCUGCCUAUUACUAACGUGACGUGGGAAAGAAGAAACAGCAGCACUUACGUCUAUGAAAUUAUCGAUAUACUGUCCGAUAAUCGUUAUACUGGUGGAGAAAUUCUCUCACCAUCACUAACAAUUAUACACGUGGAUCUGACUGAUGAAACUUAUUAUCGUGUAAGAGCUACGAACGACGAAGGAACAACAACGACAACAGUUUACCUUGAUGUACUACCCC